Molecule: messenger RNA, 642 nt
Organism: Adineta ricciae
Lineage: Eukaryota; Metazoa; Rotifera; Eurotatoria; Adinetida; Adinetidae
Source: the annotation of a GenBank genome assembly
AUGUGUACCUUUGGAGUAACAAUACAUCCCUCUCGUUUAUUUUUCAUUGGUGAAACAACGUUUGACAGUCGAUUACCUAUUUACAAUGUUAUUCCUGGCGAACUACAGCAAUCUAUAAGCCGUGGUCAGAGUAUGCAGAAAUUAGCUCGAGGAUUAUCGCUUGUUGUUGAAAAAAUAAGUGAAAGUGAUGAGAAAAAUGACAUUAAAUGGAUUAUGGUUAUGGAUGACGAUACAUUUAUUUCUCCGCCAAAUUUGAAUAUGUUAGUUUCUCAGUUCGAUUCUCAACGUUUGCUGAUAAUUGGUCAGUCUACGUGUGGAAUAGGAUUUUGUGGAGGAGCAGGAUAUGUUAUUUCAAGAGGAGUAUUUCGUCAUUUUCCAUCAUUUAUUCAUAAAUGUCGACCUUUGCCUGGAAUAGCUGAAAGUGAUCAAUUUGUUCCGCUUUGUAUUAAAAAUCGAACGAAAGUUGAAUUUGUUAAUAGAAAGGAAUUCAAUUCUCAGCCACCUGAAUUUUAUUUGACAGAUUUUGGCUACAAAGAUCAUCCCGAUGGUUUUGGACAAGCAGUCAGCUUUCACUAUAUUAGACCAGGUGAAAAAUAUGUAGCAUUAUGGCGAUUACAUCAAGCAUUUAUGAAAUCAUGCUGA